GGUGAACAGUGUAAUUAUAUAAACAACAUAAAAAAAAUAUAUAAACAGCAUAAGGAGCAGUGAAAGUCUGAAAAACAACACGUUGUGCUUAUAAUUAUGUUACACGCACUAUCUAAGCGCGUGAAUACUUUUUCUUCUUCUGAUGUACUAAGGUUCCUAUCCUGCCAAACAAUGGAGAAAAUUACAAUCUCAAUAUCUAAGUUCUCGCUCAACGUCCAAACCCAACAACUCUGGAGAGAGACAGAGACGGAGAGAAACAAAUGAGAAACCCAUCGAAACCAUCGUCAAAAUCAGGUGGUGGAGCUGGUUCUUCUGGGUCAUCGACGAACAGCAAAACGACGCCGUGCUGCAUCAAGGUGGGGCUGAAGAGAGGUCCAUGGACGCCCGAAGAAGACGAGCUCUUGGCCAACUAUAUCAGGAGGGAAGGUGAGGGACGGUGGCGGACGAUGCCGAAGAAGGCGGGUCUCCUCCGCUGCGGGAAGAGCUGCCGUCUCCGGUGGAUGAACUACCUCCGCCCCUCCGUCAAGCGCGGCCACAUAGCUCCAGAUGAAGAAGACCUCAUCCUCCGCCUUCAUCGCCUGCUCGGCAACAGGUGGUCUUUGAUAGCUGGGAGAAUUCCGGGACGGACAGACAAUGAAAUAAAAAACUACUGGAACACUCACCUCAGCAAGAAGUUGAUCAGUCAAGGGAUAGAUCCCAGAACCCACAAGCCAUUAAACACCAAUAUUUCCGACAAAGCUUCUUCAUCGAACGCAUAUCACUCCUCACACUAUGACGCUAAUCUUGUUCUUUCAUCUCUUGAAGAAGCUCAAACUGAUGGUCCAACCAUCGUCAACAGUGGAAACAAGACCUGUAAUCGAAUUGACCUUGAUCAGUACAACAGUGUGGCAUCAGAAAAUGGUGAUGAUGAUGACGACGAUGAUGAUGAUAUUAAUUAUUGCACCGCCACCGACGAUGUGUUCUCUUCAUUCUUAAAUUCUUUGAUCAAUGAGGAUGGGUUCAACUGCCAAAACCAAGUGGAACAGCAAGAGACUAAUAUGAUUGCAAAUGGGUCAGAUGUUUUGAUCACUUCUACCCAGACUUUUGCCUUUGGUGAUGGUUGGGAUGCUCCGAUUAUGUCUUCUGCUUCUGCUUCUGCUUUUAGCCACAAAGAUUCGAAGAAGCUUAAUGAGCAUCUUGGAAAGCAUUUAUGAAGCACUUAAUAAUCACAUAGAUGAACCUAUAUUGGGUUAGUUGAUAAAAAUUCUAGGGUUUGUAACGUUAUUAUGUGUAUCGUGUGUACAUGUUUUGUGCUUUUCUUCCACUUCAUCGCCUCGCCCGUCUUUUAUUGUUGUGGUGUUGAGGUUAAAUGUUAUUACAACUCUCAAAAAAAAAGCCAAACAAUCAUACAUUUCAAUAUUUG
Ilex paraguariensis (yerba mate) is the source of this 1402-nucleotide messenger RNA. NCBI's taxonomy places the organism in Eukaryota, Viridiplantae, Streptophyta, Magnoliopsida, Aquifoliales, Aquifoliaceae. The record is from the annotation of a GenBank genome assembly.